Messenger RNA from Paramacrobiotus metropolitanus, 2878 nucleotides. RefSeq lists its product as uncharacterized. The transcript is spliced from 4 exons. The coding region runs from base 594 to 2486 and encodes 630 amino acids. NCBI's taxonomy places the organism in Eukaryota, Metazoa, Tardigrada, Eutardigrada, Parachela, Macrobiotidae. Gene Ontology annotation, molecular function: protein binding. The record is from RefSeq and is a predicted model, not a curated record.
CCAGUCACUGAGGUUCUUAGGACUAAACAUGCUCAGACUCCUGCAGAGUUGUGAACUCUUUUCAAAUGACCAUAAUAAACUAAUAAUUAAAUAAUUAUAUGAAAUUAGUAAUAAUAUUUGAUCGAAGUUAUUAGGUUUGUCCAUCUUGCUCAUGGUCAGAUCAGCUGUGCCAGCAUGUGUACUUACCUACUACCUAGUAAUUUUUUCACCUGGAGAGGUGCGCCUGCGCAGCCGUCAAUGCACUGCUGGACUGUACCCGGUCGUACGUGGUACGAACUACGAACAACUGUAGAAGGUACCGUACAAAUCACCUCCACCAGAAUUAUGUAGUACUCGUACUGAUUAAAUCGCGUAUAAUGCGAUGCGAUUCAGAAGUGCAAAACUCUCGCUGUUCUUCUGUCUACGGUCAUUGAUUUUGUGCAAUCCAUCCCGAUCCUGUGCGUUAGCCAGCUUCCGUACAGUCUCCCAGUGUUUUACCGAGCAAGCAUCCCUCUCACUACAGCUGAUCGACAGUUCUUUGCUCCCGUCACUCUGAAGUUAUUGUUUUAGACUGACAACUGUUAGUGCCUUUCCUAUUCAUUUCCUUUGCCGCCAUGAACGCAACUCCACGCUACUUCCGCGAUCUGCGCUCCCCUAACGCUGCACGGCAGAUCAACUACGGGAACACGGUGCUCGUGCAGCGCGACAACGCCGAGUGGUGGCUGGGAUAUGUUCAGGAUAUUGACGACGAUUACUUCUUCAUUGACUUCGAUGCUCACACCGUCGCCGCGAAGUGGAUACAUUCCAGUCGUAUCUGGCCACAUCGUUUCUACCAUCCAAAGCGUACAAACGGCAGUGUCGGCGGUAGUGCUUCGGUGCAGGUGGCGCUGCGGGACGGCGAUGAUGGACCGCUGGUCUUCCGACGGGCCCACAAUGUUGAGUCCGUUGGCCGCAUGUUCUACUCAGUGCGGCCGUAUAAUCAGCAGCCACCCGAGGAGGCUGCCCGCUGUAUUGUGCACGCCUCACAGUUCGUCGCCAAACUGCCGGCAGAAGAAACAGAGAGCUUCUUCACACGUCGUUGCGGAAAUUGCGGAAUCACAUACCGGAAACACGUUAUCCGGUUUGAGGCAGCGCAUCGCCUGCGUGGUGUGGACUUUAUGCCCAAGUUCCUGUCGCAUUCAUGCCGCUUGACGUUGGUCAGUGGCGAUCCGUGUGAUGCCAGCUGCCAAUUUCAUAUGCGGCAGUACGGCGUCGACAGCCCCGACACCUGUGUGGUUUUCUGCGCCGAAAAGGACCAUACGAAAACUGCUCCAUACAGUUUCAAUGUCGGCUGUCGUGUAUUUGUGCGAGCGGGGAUGGACACGGUCAUGUUCCUGUGCGCUGAAGUGCACGGUGACGCAGCGGGGCGCAGCAUGUUCUGGAACGAAGACGCACUGAAAGAAGCUUGCCAGAAUUACCUGCAUGAGCAAGAAGCGCGAGAAGCCGGUAACUUGAUGAAAGAAGCCUGCAUCAAUGGAGCAAUACAGUAUGAUAAUGGUGAAGUGCGAAUCAGUGAUCUUCCGCAACCCGUCAUGGCGAGUAUUCUGCUGAACCUGGAUCGCGUCAUGCAGUUUCGAACGCGCCGGGUAUGCAUGCUGUGGACACUGCUUUUAGAUGAAUAUGCUAGUAGCCAGAACAUUAUCCUCGAUCUCCGCCGGCUGCACGCUCGCGAGCCCUAUAACACCGAAUUUCCCAUUAAACGCUACCGAUGCGAAUACGAACUUGUGACACUGUUGGACCGCGCUAUUAGCCGGGAGACGCGAACGGUGGCGUUGCUGGAGAGUGGACGGGCUUCUGAUCGGUACACACGCUGCUUAUCGGGCAGGUUUUCCAUGCUGCGUGCCGUUCUGCGAGCGAAGAACAUUCGUGUGCAAACGAUUAUCGCCAAAGACGGAUGCGAUUAUUAUUGUGCGCCGAUCAUUGCAUUUCUGGGCCUCCGGCCGAAAUCGAAUAACGAUUUUACCAGCUACAGAUGUCACACGCUCGGAUAUUUAUGGGCCCUCUGUAACGCACUGAUACUGGUUAAUUACAGCGCCUCGCAUCCGGCCGACAACACCGUUCUACUGCUCGAAUUGUUCGAAAAUGCCCACGUAUGGCUGCGGGACGUAAAUUUUGGCGGGAGUAGGCAGUGUUCGGAAUUGGGCGUGGACAUUCCGUAUCUGCAUUUCCGUUCUACGGAUACCGCCGAUGAGCAGAGCCGACGCUUGAUGACGGCCGUCAACGAUAACUGCCCGGCCGUUACGCCCGAGGUCUACGCAAAGGUCACGGCGAUGCAUGCGCACUGGAGGGAGACGCUGGCCUAUCCGGAUGCACCUGAAUGGGGCGCUGUUCGGGCUUUCUGUAAACUCUUCAGCAGUUUUGGCCCCGAUCAUACCUCAUCGUGGUGGGAUGGAGCGGAUUUGAGAGAACUGGACGUGUCGGCACUGAGUCGGUGUGCGUUACAUUUUCUAGACGGAUUUUCAAACUGAAACGGGCGCUGGUCAAGUAGGCCAAGAACACGGGGACAUCACUGUUCAGAAUUUAAUUAACAAAUUUUUCUUGUGUCUGCUGGUUUGCAGGAUCUUGCGUUGAGACCACUAGUGUGUCUUUUGAAUACCAGAAUAAGUACGCAUAUCCAAAAAAAUUUAUCCAUAGCAGCUUUUUUAGUUUCCCUUUAAUAUGUGGAUACGCAAGAGUUUUUCGGUUUCUGCAGUAUACAGGCUUCCUUAUAAUGACUUUAACCGGUGCGAAGUUGGCAGCCUAUAAUACUGUUCUAAUAAAAUAUCGGUCGGUGAUUCGGCAUAAAUACGAGUACAUGUACUUCAAUGCUAGAAUUAACCCAGCCGGGUGUGAACCCAGCGGGUGUGCUGGUGAAACUAGA